CUUCUCUAGUUCUUAUAAAGUGGUUUCGAGUUGAUCAUCCGAUCAGGAGCAAGUGUAGCAAGAUUAAAUAAUCGAGUGGGGAGGGGGUCGUAGCAAUUUCAAUGAUCUGGGCGACUAAUAUUAAAGAUCUAAAAUUAACUAAUAUGACUAAUAUGGGGAAGCACAAAGAAUACAUUUCUUCAAGUAUUUAAAUACGAAGCGCUGGUGCUCCUCUCUCUCUCUCAUACACAGCAAGGAAGAGAGAAAGGUGGGAGCUUUUUGGGUUUCUGAUGGAAAACGUAGCUAAGGACUUGACUGCCGGAACAAUUGGAGGAGCGGCUCAGCUUGUAGCUGGGCACCCCUUUGACACUAUCAAAGUCAUGCUCCAGAGCCAGCCGGUCCCACUUCCUGGACAAAUCCCAAAGUAUUCGGGUGCUAUAGAUGCCGUAAAGAAAACAGUAGCUGGUGAAGGUGCUAAGGGAUUGUACAAAGGGAUGGGAGCUCCACUUGCUACUGUGGCUGUCUUCAAUGCAGUUCUCUUUUCGGUGAGAGGGCAGAUGGAGUCGUUGUUGAGGUCUGAGCCUGGUGCUGUUCUCUCGGCGAAGGAACAAGUGGUUUGCGGUGCUGGGGCUGGAGUUGCAGUUUCUUUUCUUGCUUGUCCAACUGAAUUGAUAAAGUGCAGGUUACAAGCACAAAAUGCCUUGUUAUCAGAAUCCACCUCCUCAACCACUACACUAAAAUACCGAGGCCCAAUGGAUGUUGCAAAACACGUCCUAAAAUCCGAAGGUGGCCUCAGAGGUCUCUUUACAGGCCUUGGCCCAACCUUAGCCCGUGAAGUCCCUGGAAACGCUGUCGUCUUUGGCGUCUAUGAAGCCUUAAAGCAAUAUCUCGCUGGAGGAACCAACACCUCCGAGCUUAGCAAAGGUUCUUUAGUUUUGGCCGGAGGCUUAGCUGGAGCUUCCUUCUGGCUAACGGUUUAUCCAACCGAUGUUGUUAAGAGCGUAAUUCAGGUUGAUGAUUACAAGAAUCCAAAGUUUUCAGGCUCGAUCGAUGCCUUCAAGAAAAUUUUCGCGUCGCAAGGGAUCAAGGGUCUUUAUAAAGGGUUUAGUCCUGCUAUGGCUAGAAGUGUUCCUGCUAAUGCAGCUUGUUUCUUGGUUUAUGAGAUGGUGAGGUCUAACUUAGGAUGAUAUGGAUCCUAGGCUUCAUAUUAUUUUUUCAACAUUACAUGAAUUUAUUCCCAAUACGGUUGCAAAAUAUUCUUGAUAUACUUUUAGUCUUUUCUAAUACUAUUCCUCCAGAUUAUUGGUAACA
Messenger RNA from Asparagus officinalis (garden asparagus), 1290 nucleotides. RefSeq names its product mitochondrial carnitine/acylcarnitine carrier-like protein. Gene Ontology annotation, biological process: mitochondrial L-ornithine transmembrane transport. NCBI's taxonomy places the organism in Eukaryota, Viridiplantae, Streptophyta, Magnoliopsida, Asparagales, Asparagaceae. Bases 270 to 1166 code for a protein of 298 amino acids. The transcript has 3 exons. Gene Ontology annotation, molecular function: L-ornithine transmembrane transporter activity. The record is from RefSeq and is a predicted model, not a curated record.